AUUUUCAUUCCUUACAUCGUUGUCGUUCUCACAUUUUUUAAAGAACUACAAUAAACUACAAUUAUAUAUUGUAAAACUGAUUGUGCUAAGUUAAUUUUACAAAUUUUGUAAAGAUUAUCAUCCAUAAGGGAUCAACAAUAUGGCACGAAAUUCUGAGAAAGCAAUGACGACCUUGGCCAGGUGGCACGCCAUGAAGUUAGAGGAAGAGAAAGGCCCGAAGAACGAACGCCGCCCUUACCUCUCAACCCUUGUAGAUAAGUUGCCAGAGGCGGAAAAGUGGCGACUGCAAAUCAUUCGUGAUGUCGCAAAGAAAGUUAGCCAGAUUCAGAACGCUGGGCUUGGAGAGUUCAAGCUUCGAGAUAUGAAUGAUGAAAUUAACAAACUACUCAGAGAAAAGUACCAUUGGGAACGUAGGAUAGCACAGUUGGGGGGUCCAAACUAUUCUCGUUAUGGCCCUAAAAUGUUUGACAACGAGGGAAAAGAAGUUCCAGGGACCAGAGGGUACAAAUAUUUCGGUGCUGCGAAGGAUUUGCCUGGAGUUAGGGAAUUAUUUGAGCCUGAUGUUAGUCAUGCUCCAAAGAAGACGAGGGGCGAGCUAAUGCGGGAUGUGGACGCCGACUACUACGGUUAUCGCGAUGAUGACGACGGCAUCCUCGACCCGUUGGAGAGGGAAGCAGAGGCAGUCGCAAUCGACAGGCUGGAGGCAGAGUGGAUUGAAAAGAGGAAAACGAAAGGGAAGUCCGUUCCAGAUUUUAAAGCGUUGGAAGCAGAGAAGGCCAAGGUUGAAGAAGAAGUUAAAAACUAUUUCAUUCAAGUUCCAUCCCAAAAGGAAAUUGAGCAGAAAAUCAUUGACUUGAAGAAAAAGAUGUUAUUGGAACAGUAUGUGUCACCAGAAAUCACGACAAAAGAAGCUGAAUCUAAGAAGUUGCUCGGCAUUUCUUAAGGCUUGUGUUUGUCUCGUGUGUAUGUAUGCAUAUUUUUGUAUCGUUUGUUAAGAUCAAGUGAGGAUGUAAGUAUAAUGAUCUACAUGUAUUUUUUAAGUAGUGAAUAAAAUGGCUGUGUGAUUUUAUUUAUGUAUAUUGUA
Folsomia candida is the source of this 1084-nucleotide messenger RNA. RefSeq names its product pre-mRNA-splicing factor ISY1 homolog. Bases 140 to 943 code for a protein of 267 amino acids. The record is from RefSeq and is a predicted model, not a curated record. Gene Ontology annotation, cellular component: Prp19 complex; post-spliceosomal complex; post-mRNA release spliceosomal complex. NCBI's taxonomy places the organism in Eukaryota, Metazoa, Arthropoda, Collembola, Entomobryomorpha, Isotomidae. The transcript has 4 exons. Gene Ontology annotation, biological process: mRNA 3'-splice site recognition; generation of catalytic spliceosome for second transesterification step.